GUGUUUACAGCCAAAGCCAAAGGACGCGCAUGCCGCCUUCAGGCAUCAACAAGUCCCAUUUCCAACUCCAACAAUGUCACUCUAUGAUUCCGACGACCUACAUCUACCUACAUUAAAUCGUCCCCUACUCCCUCACUGUGUGCAAUGUCUUCGGCGUCCCCGAAACCCACUGCCGGGGCUGCAUUGAGCAUUCCGGAACUUGGCAAGCAAGCUGGUAACUUUGAGUACAAUGAUCAGGUUCCCCUCCGCUAUUGGCUUCGCAGCGCCGACACAAUCCAGAAGGAGGCAAGCGAUACUGUGCGCAACGUUUUUGGCACUGUCAUUGACAAGCCAGCAGGCUCAGAUCUACGAGGGGGAAGGCAACGAUGCCCAGACCUAUCUCCUUCUCAUGCGGCAUGCUAUCCUAGUGCUGGAGAAGCUGGAUAAACAUCCUCAGGUCAAAGAUCCGAAAACGGCGAGAUUACUCGUUCAGGCACGCAAAGUCGUCGAGCAGAAUUUCUCUCGGUUAGAUCAACUCAAGCCCCGUAUCGAGAAGAGGCACUUGCGCUACGUCGAAUAUCAGAAGGCACGAAGUGCGCAGACUCAAGCUCCACAUGAUAGUGGAGUGGAGAAGCAUGAUCUACACUAUGGCGAGCAUGCGGCUAAAUUCACAGAUGCGUCCAUGUAUGGCUCGACACGGGCUAUAGAAGCUACAAAAAAUCAUCAACUCGCCGCUAGACUUGCACAGCGUGAAAUACGAAGAAGAGACGGUGCUCGUCGCGGUGUUCGCCAAGCGGGAGUAUCUGAGGAAGAGGAGCAGGAACGUCGUGUGGGCGGAAUAUGGGGUGAUUGGGAGGAAGAGCUUGCCGGUGGCCCAAGACCACCCGAAAAAGACGAUCUCUCUUCGCGGAUACAAGAGACUGGGAGAAAUUUGUCACGAGGUAUCACUCCACGCACUGGGAGUCCACAAUAUCAACGUGACACCAGCUACCAUUAUCCAUCAGUGCCGCAUCGAAGCGCUAGCAGUCAGUUCUCACAAGCUCCUGUGCCUCCAAACAAGAUUCGACAGUCGCCUGCCACAACGCAAAGAGUCGAGCAGAGACCGCCACAAUUACCCCCGAGGCCCAUACAACAGUUAUUCUUCGACUCAUCAUCACGCCCGCCGCCGGUUCCUCAGAAGAUCAUCGAGAGUCCGAAUUUACCUUCCAGAGCCAAAACGCCAACAUUCGAGACGAAUGAAGUCAAUUCGUGCGACUACACUUUCAAACCCACCGCAUAUCUCGAGAACGGGUCUCCUUUGCGGCCGCUGUUCCUCCCUGAAGGUCUGCGUGAAAGAUUUCUGUCUGUUGCAUCACGUAACACACAGGCAAAUCUCGAAACUUGUGGCGUUCUUUGCGGGACACUCAUCUCAAACGCCCUAUUCAUAUCCAAGCUCGUGAUACCAGAACAGAAAAGUACCUCUGAUACGUGCGAGACGCUGAAUGAAGAAGCCUUGUUCGAUUAUUGCGACGAGGAAGGUCUGAUGGUGCUUGGCUGGAUACACACGCACCCUUCGCAAACCUGCUUCAUGAGUAGUCGGGACUUGCAUACUCAUAGUGGCUAUCAAGUCAUGCUAGCAGAAAGUGUUGCUAUUGUAUGCGCACCAAGCAAAGAUCCAUCUUGGGGUGUCUUUCGAUUGACAGAUCCUCCCGGACUCAAAGCAAUACUAAACUGUUCGCAGACAGGGCUGUUUCAUCCUCAUGAUGUAUCUAAUAUCUAUACGGACGCCAGCAAACCCGGGCACGUGAUAGAAUUACAAGGGCUAGAAUUUCAGCUCAAGGACCUGCGCCCGGCAUUCAGCUGAAGACGUUCCGCUAUGUAGUGGCAUAAUCCUUUUCUGGCAUCAUCGCAUAGCGCUGGCGUUUUCGAUUUACCUACUAUAAUGCACGACUGCGGCGGGUUAGUAUGGCGAUUCUUACGCUCAUGGCUUGGUCUGAAUGGUGGCCUGUUAGAUGACGAUACCCUGGGUCUGUCAAAGAAAUGAUACGUCUGCUCGUCUCGAUACAGCAAAUGGCCCGCGCCAAAAUGAAGCUUUGUACUUUGUAAAGAAUUCUUUCCUCUUGACCAAGGCUCGAU
Molecule: messenger RNA, 2094 nt
Organism: Pseudovirgaria hyperparasitica
Lineage: Eukaryota; Fungi; Ascomycota; Dothideomycetes; Acrospermales; Acrospermaceae
Product: putative endosome-associated ubiquitin isopeptidase
Exons: 2
Coding region: 230-1822 (530 amino acids)
Biological process (GO): protein K63-linked deubiquitination
Cellular component (GO): endosome; membrane
Molecular function (GO): protein binding; metal-dependent deubiquitinase activity; K63-linked deubiquitinase activity
Source: RefSeq, a predicted model, not a curated record